GUUAGACCUCGUCAAGAAUAAGACGAUCAGUAACGCGUCGGCCAGUUCCCGAGGAAAAUACCCGGAGCAACGAUCAUUCGGACUCCGUGAACAAAACACAUGAACAAUCCGGGAGGUGAAAAAUGGCGGCCCAUGGCCAUCUCGAAUCCAUCGACUCGAUUGCGUAUGGCACGGACCAUGCCCCAUUGGGUAUUGGCACAACAACAGAAGGAUACGGAAGAACAGAAGGAACGAAUACCAACCCCACCAAAGAUACCACCACCUUCCCUUUCCGGAGAUUGUGGUGACCCAGAUUACGAAAUCAUCGAAUUCCCGAUCCGAGGAACACCCCAGAAAACAAAUCCAAUGUCGAGUAACAACCUAACGUCGUCCGUUAUGAAGCAUAACAAAUGUGCAUUAUGCGGUACAGAAAAUGUUUUUGCAAGAUGCGACACCUGCAAAGAGAAUUAUUGCGAAGCAUGCGAUGACAUGAAUCACAAACAUCCCAAGAGAAGGUCUCACGUUAGAAGGAGGAUCAUGACUGAGACUGCUGCUAAAAAUCGACCACCUUUACCACCAAAAGGUGAAAAUCUAGCUGGUCCACCUCCCGUACCACCGCCCAGAAGAAAUCGCAAAAGCACUCAGGCCAAACUCACGCAGAAUCAAGGAGCUACGAAUCGAUCAUUGAUCGAUAAAGGUGGAAGUACCAAGAGAAGUGAUCUUUCCAACACUAGUGAUGGAUCAUCCAUGACAACUAGGGACACUAAUUUUCAAGGAUCGAAGAUUACACGAUCUACAAAUAAUACAACGAUCGAAGGAUCGGGAUCGAGUACCGACAAGAUGUCUACUUUACAGGAAAGAUACAGAAGAUACCAGGAAGCAAUGAGAGCACAAGAUGCAAAUCGACGAAGACGUACACCAUCGGAUGCUUCUUCAAGAGACACAACCAGUUCCAGGCCAGUAAGCAUUGGUAGUAAUAAAGGGACACCAUCUUUACAACAUCAACAACCAUUACCACCACCACCACCACCUCCCAGAUCAAUGAUGCAAUCUACAAGCGUGUGUGAUCUAUCAGCACCCCAUAUGUGGAAUCUUGGAAUGCAUCAGGCACAAUCUAUGGCACAAUUAAGUCCAAGUGGAAUGCCAUUAAUGUGGUACCCAACUAACAAUCCUUGGGAUGGUUCGAUCAGUGGUUCAACUUUGAGUUUAAAUCAUCCACCAACACCUUUAUGGGCAUAUCCCAUGGGAUAUCAUCAUCCUUCUCAAAUGUUACCGCCCCAUUAUCCAGGAACUUUAUCAAGGGCUCAUAGUCCAGCUAGAAGUUUAAAAUCACAUAACAGAAGAUCAAGACCACCAUCACCAUCACCUAGUAUUAAAUCACGAAAGUCUAUCGUUUCUAGAUCGAGAUCAAGAAUUUCCCCAGGAUCACCUUCCGAUGCUAGUUCAGAAGAUUCUGAGGAAUCUGAUUUUGAUGAUAGACUUUCUUCACGUGGAUCCAGAAGCAUUAGAAGGGGUAGUAGCGUUUCAAGAAGUAACAGGCAGAGAAGUUAUCAAGAUAAUGAUUCUUCUAGGAAUUUGUUAGCUCGAUCACGUCGAGAGAGGUUAACAUCUGAAGAUAGGAUGACCAGCAACGAGGAACAAUGGUCUGAAAAUCAAUCGAGCAGACGUUAUUCGAUGUCCUCAUCUACUCGAGGUUACGAGGAUUCACGUAGUAGGAACACAAUAGAUUCUCGAUUGAGAAAAAUUGAAAAUGGAAGUUACCGUGAUGAUCAACGACGUGAAUCAAGGCGUAGACAUAAAAGUACGGACGAUGAAUUGUCCGAUAGAAAAUCUAAUCCGACGAUGACAACAGGUAAAACGAGAAUCACCAGUUCUUCGGAUGAUCAUUUUGAAAGAUCGGAUGAUAAACGUACGAGUUUGUUUUACAACGAUGAGGAAGAGGAGGAGGAUGAAAUAUUAUCGAAGAAAAAUUCAUUUCGUGGAAAAAUCAAAGAUGACGAUUCGAGAAGAUCUGUCGAUCAGAAACUUUCCAGAAAAACUUCAAUCGAAUUGGAUACAAAACAUUUGGAUUUGUCUCGUAAUUCAACCUUGAAACGAGACAUGGCGGAUUACGAAUCAUCUGAACGUUAUUCAUCACGUUCUUCUAUUAGAAAUGAAAAAUUAAGAAACAUAUCUUCCAAAAGAAGAACAUCGUCCUCGUCGUCCUUUAAAAAAGAAGACUCGGUUGAUCAAACGUUAGAAAAUGAUACGAGAAAGAUGUUAUUACGAAAAAAGGAAGAAGAAAAUGAUAGGAUACCUCCUACAAAGAAUAAAAGUUCAGAUCAAGGAACCCAAGUGAUCAAAGACAAUGACAAUUCGAUUGAAUUAAUUGAGAAAAUAUCUAACUCAAAUAACAAGGAUGCUACCUUGAGAAAAUCUCGUGAAAAAAAUGUUAAAGGUACAAUCGAAUUACCCAAAGAUGAAUGGCCAUGUGAACAUUGUACAUUCAUUAACAAAAUUACUGAAAAAGUUUGCGUGAUUUGUUGCAAAACCAGAAGCAGUGCUUUGCCACCACCUGAUGAAAAUACAUCAGAAAAUAAUGAAACAAACAUUGAAGAAAUUUCACGAGCUAUUGAAAAUGUUGACAAACAAGUGUCCAAUAAUAACAGUGAAGAUCCUAAUCCUGAUUUGGAAAAGAAAACAAAUCUAUUGAAAAUUUCUAAUAGCGAGGAAAGUGGUGACAGUGGAUCUGCUAAGAACAAAGAUGUAAGAAGCCUGGCAGAAAAUUCGACAGAAAUAAUAAACGAUGUUAAAUUAUCGGAAGAAAUUGCAAUUAAAUUUGAUAAAAAAGAAGAUGAAAAUUUAAGAACUCAGACACCAUCGAGCACUUCAACAACAUUAUCCUUGUCAAAAGGAACAACUCCAGAAAAUAUUGAUGAAUCUGUUCGACAAAUUCAACAAAAAUUAUUUCAAUUGAAUGAAAUAAACGAACAACAAACUCGUAAAGUUUCAACUGGAACUUCUCCACCACCUCAAAGUAUCUCAACUCAAACUUACGAUUAUCUUCCACGUGGUGGUAGUGGUACACUACAUAGAUCAUUGUCAACUUCUAAAGGAUUUUUAUCUUACGAAGAUAGCGAGGCAGAGCAUAUGUUACAGGAAGCAAACCGAUUUACAAAUAGUCCCGAUCUUUAUCCGAGAACAAUACAAGAACAAUAUCUACGUCAAACGAUAUCAAGUCAAUGCAGAGAUCGUACACGAAGAAAUUCCAUCGAUUCGAGCCAUCUUUAUUAUCGAUCUAGGGAACCAAGUCAACCAAGAUACAUUACAGAAGCAGGUCCUAGUACGUCAUCUCAAGGAGUAUCCACGUUGACUCGUCAAGGGUUAGAAAUUGUCGAACUUUUGCGAGAAGCUGAAAGACAAGGAUUUUCGACAGACGACGUACAAGUUGCCCUAUCACAAAAUGCAUCCAAUCCUUUGGAAUGGUUAAAAACACAAUGGCCACAUUCCAUUGAAGCUGUUCAAAUUUUGGUAAGCACUCAAGGAAAGGAACAAAGGGAAAAUAAUAUCGGUGUCAUUUCUGUCAACGAAGCUAAGGAUGCAUUGAGAACAUGCAAAGGUGACGUUUGGAAUGCUGUCACCAUUGCUGCUCAACGUAGACAACACAAGACGGCAGAAAUUUUGACAAAGGGCAAUUUUACAAUGGCAGAUGUUGUCAAAGCACUUGAUAAUAAUGACGGCAUGGUAGAUGCGGCAUUACUCGAAUUACAAAAAAAUCAAUUGAAACCAUUUUUAAUGAGGAUUUGGGGUCCUCCGGUUGGGGUUGAAAACGAUGGGGCUGCACCACAAGGAGUAGAUGCGGCAGGUAUAGUUGGUGGUGCAACAAGGAUACUCGAACAGAUAACCAAUGUUACGGAUACGGAGGCGAAGAAGCAGGUAAUGUCACCAAUUAUUGACAAUUUCGUCGCAUUGCAGACCGACUUUACGAAACAGCUGGCGGCAUUAAGACAAAUGAGAUAUAAUUGGGAAUACGAGAAAGACCCUCUAAACAAUACUCAAGGUAAUAAUUCGGUUGAUUUGCUCGGCAGCUCGAACAACGAAGAUCCAACAACCAUCAUCGACGAAAUCCUAUUACCAAAAUCUCCAAACAAUAAUAUUAAUAUGAAUUUAAUACCUAAUGAUAUUGGAUUAAUGGAAAAUAACAAGGAUGAUAAUGAUGAUGAUGAUGAUCGUAAUAAUCAAUUGGAUGUUAAUUUAGAACUGAAUCAAUUAAUUGAAGAAAAAUAUGACAAUGAUGCAAAUGGGAGAUUGAUGAAUGAUAAACAAUUGGAAUUAGUUGAACAGAAUAAAUCUAAUAAUAAAAAUUUAACGAAUGAAUCAUUGAAAGAAAUAGAAACUUUUGAUAAAGAAAAUCAAAAUAAUAAUUCUAUUCAUACCACAAUAAUAACUUCGAAAGAAACCAUAGUAGUUGCAAAUGAAAAAGAUGAUUUCAAUUUGGAAAAAUCAAAUACGAUAGUAGAGAAAUCCAAUGAUGAUAUGAAAGGAAACAUUGAUAAUAAAAAAAUGACCAAUGAGAAUGAAAUAUCUAUGAGUGAAAAUAAAAUACAACAACAAGAGAUGGACGAUGGAAGAUUUUUACGUAACGAAACUUUGCCUGAGGCUACAAAAAAUAUUUCUCAAGAACCUUCUACUUCCUCUUUCUCCAUUUCAACCUUCUCAUCUUCCCUUCAACAAGAUACAAUCAUCGAAAUGGAUUUAAAUAAAAUAAAUGAAACAUCCAAUUCUUCAUUGAACGAAGCAACAAAUUUAGAAAUAAAUACAAAUGUUUUAUCAAACAAUAAUCAAUCUAAAACUAUAGAAUUAUUUAUGUCAGCUGUUAAAUCAUUACCUGAACAAAUGAUUGGUCCAUUUGUAGCAGCUAUGAAAAUGUUGUCACCUAAAGUUUCGAUUAAUAAUAUCGAUGACAAUGAAAGCAAUGAUUUAAACGAUACAUUGGAAUCGAUUAUUGAAAAUAAUCAAAAUGAUGAUGUAAGUGUUACGAACAAUGGGGAAAUAAAAAAUAUCAAAUCCACAAAGGAUGAUGACGAUGAAAAAAAUCAAUCCAACGAUAAUAAUGCAUUAGAAAAAGAAGAAAAGGAUUUGAAUGAUGAACAACUGAAGGAUUUUCGAGGGGUAGGUACGGAUCAAAUUGAAUUUAAUAUUGCGCUAACUAACAUGGCACAAAGCACAACGAUUACAGAUCAAACUUCAAACCUUUUUAAGGAUGACACAUCAUUAACUAAUGCACAAUCAUUGAAUCAUAAUUUUCAAUCUCCUACAAUCAUCGAUAAAUACGUGGACAUGCAUUCCGAUGUUGUUGUUGUUGUUCGAAAAAACAAUGAUCAUUCGAAUACUCAAUUGAUUCAUUUAGAAAAUCAUUUUCCAAUGAUCGAACAAACGUUAAUAAAAAAUAAUCAAUCGAUUAAAAUGAAGGAUGAACUAUCGAAUGUAAUUUCACGUAUAAUUAAUGAACAUUCCAAUGAACAAACACAUCUCAAAAAUAAAACAUCGAUAAUACAUGAAUCAGACAUCAAUGCAAAAUCAUUUUCAAAAGAAAUAAAUUCCCAUAACCAUCCCAUGAUCGAUUUAACGUUUAACGAUAACAAACACAUUGAUGAAUCUACGAAUGUUUCGAAGAAAUUAAACGAGUGUCAAAAUUUGAUCGAAUUUACAAACGAUUUGAUGCUCGAUGCACCGAUAUUGAAACCUACGAAAAUAUCUUAUGAUAAUCAUCAGUCUAAUUUAAUUGAUAUUUUUGAUAUUGAAAAUGAUUUAGAGAAUGAUAUUUUUCAAGAUUCUAACUCGUCUUUUAUAAAUUUUAAUUCUAAUCUUGAUGAAUCGUUAGGAUUAGAUUCAAAUAAUAAUAAUAAUUGUGAAAGUUUGGUUAACAAUUCAUCGUUAAAUCAAAUCAAAUCAAACGUUUCUGACGAUGAAAGUAAAAUAUUAGAAAAUAUCAAUGAUGAUGAUAAUAAUAAAUCGUGUAAUUUAAUAAAUCGUAAAGAUACAAGUGUAGAAUUUAUCAACGAAGUUAUUUUAUCACCGUUAUUAAAUGACGUACAAACAAUUCAAGAAAUGAUAACGAAUGAAAAACUUUCUUACGAAGAAUCAUCCCCUUCAACGUUCAUUCAAGAUUCUAACUUUGAUGAAAAUUCUUCGAAAAUAUUUUUACAAUCGAAUAUCAACGAUGUGUCACCUGGUAUCAUAGAAAUCAACAUAUCCGAAUCACCGAUCAUUGCUGUUAAUGAUUGUGCACCUAUCAAUGUAACCAAUGCAAAUUUAGAUUCAUUGAAAUCGAAUAAUAAAAUAAUUGAUAACAUUAAUGAGAAUUUAAAUGAUAACGUGAAUGAAAUCUGUACGAAUUUAAUAAAACCUAUACGAAUUAAGGAACGUUCUAAGUCACCUGUUAAAAAAAUUAUGAGAAGAAAAUCACCUGUUAAAAUUAUUAAGAAAAUUGGUACGAUUGUACCAAAGAAAGUAUCAACAAAAAUGAACAAUAAUCUCGUGAAAGAUAAAAACGUGAUCGGUGAAACAACGAAGAAAACAAUUUUAUCGUCAAAAAGUAUCACACAACCAAUUGAACACAGACACAGAUCUAAACAACAACGAUCAAAUGAACUUAACAAGAAAUCAAAUAAAAAUACGAUUAAAACAUUGAAUGAUAAUGAAAAGACAAUUAAAUCAAUGAAUGAAAAUUCUAAAGAAAAUAUUCAAGAUAGAACAAAAUUGAAAGAUAAACCGAUUAAAUUAAAUCAUAUAAUUUUAGGAUCAAGUAAAUUACCAAUUGCUAAUAAAACUAUUAUCAAAACUAAUUUGAAAACAACGAGUAGUAUUUCGAGCAUUGUAACAAAUGUUAAUAAAGAAAUUGUUGAAAAGGAUAAACAAUCAAUUGUAAUUAAUCGAACAGUGGUGGACAAUCAGUCGGAUAAAAAAAUUGAGAACAAAAACAACGACCAGAACGAUGACAAUGAUGACGAUGAUGAUGACGAUGAAUUUAAUUGUAGAAAGGAGAAAGAAAAAUUAGAAACUAAAGUAGAACAACGAUCUAAUAACAGUAAAAACGGUGAUGAAUCAGUUUCGAAACACGCUGAUGACUAUGAUGAUGAUGAAGAUGAUGAUGAAAAAAAUAAAGAAGAAAUGGAAGAAGAUAUUUCAGAUGUCGAAGGAUCGAGUUCAAUUUUUGAUAGUUCUUCGGAAGAGUCAGAAAAUUUUACCGUGCUAAUGAGAGAAGUUCCAAAGUCUGGUACGAAUGAAAGUAGUAACUUCGAAGACGAGAGUCUGUUCAACGUAGAAGAUCAAAUAGAAAAGACAUUGCAAGCAAUAAGAGCAGAAUUGUCAAAUUACGAGUCUGACGAAUUAGAGGAAAACGAGGAUUUCAAGGAGGAUGAAAAAGAUGCGAAAAGGAAAAUGGAAAAUGAAGAUUCUUCUUCUUUAAGUGAUGAAAUAUUUGAAGAAGCGAUAUCUGGUGGAGAGGAAUCCAUUCAUACGACAAAUAUAACAAAUGUGAAUAAAACGGAAAUUAUUGAAAAUAAUUUGAUAAAUAAAAUUGUAGAAAGUACAUCGAUCGAAGAAAUUAAUUCUAAAUCUAAAUUAGAAAAAAAUGUUAAAACGUUGCGAGAGAUUGAGAAAAAUGAUAAAAUGAAAAAAAAGAAAGAUAAGGAAAAUCUACGAGACACGAAUGGUAAAAGAUUUUCUUUGGUAGCCAGUUGUAUUCGUCGAUUCGAGGGUGAAGAUAAAACUGAAAGGAAUACUGCUACGAGAAGAGAGGGAUCUCCCAAAACGGAAAGGGAGAGAACGGCGCGUAGAUUAUUAGCCGAGGGACGUGUAUCGAAUUAUGAAGAGGCCGAAGUAGCUGCCAGUUUAUUGGCUCUCAAAUUUGGCGAUGCAGAAGCUAUACAUGCUGCCAAAGAAUGUGGUAACGUUGAAUCUGCUUUAGCAUUUUUACAACAAGAAUGUGAACUUUGUACUGGACGUUAUGCGAUGAGUCAGAUGAUAUCCAUGUUGAAAUGCACGCAUCGAUGUUGCAACGAGUGCGCGAAAAAUUAUUUCACCAUACAGAUAAGUGAUAGAAAUAUCAUAGACGCCGUAUGUCCGUUUUGCAAAGAACCAAAUUUGAGGGAUGCAAAUGAAGACGAUGUUCUAGAAUAUUUUAGUAAUCUAGAUAUUCAAUUAAAGUCACUUUUGGAUCCCCCAAUUCAUGAACUUUUUCAAAGAAAAUUAAGAGACCGUACUCUCAUGCAAGAUCCUAAUUUUAAAUGGUGUAUUCAGUGCUCGAGUGGCUUUUAUGCGGAUCCGGAACACAAAAGACUCAUCUGUCCUGACUGUAGAUCUAUAACGUGUGCGUUUUGUCGGAAACCCUGGGAAAAACAACACGAAGGUAUAACUUGCAAACAAUUCGCAGCUUGGAAAGAUGAAAAUGAUCCAGACAAUCAAGCUGCUGGUUUGGCAAAACACUUGGCUGACAAUGGCAUUGAUUGUCCCAAGUGUAAAUUUCGAUAUUCUUUAUCUCGAGGAGGUUGCAUGCAUUUCACCUGCAGUCAAUGCAAAUAUGAAUUUUGUUGUGGUUGUGGUAAAGCCUUUCUUAUGGGUGCUAAAUGCUCAACUAGUCCAUAUUGCGCUAAACUUGGCCUUCACGCUCAUCAUCCUCGCAAUUGCCUUUUCUAUCUACGCGACAAAGAACCCGCACAGUUGCAACAAUUACUCAAAGACAACGGCAUUAAUUAUGAUACGGAAGGACCGACAGGAGAAAGGAAAUGUAAAGUACAAUUGCAAAAGGAAACCCCAGGAGGUGUAGUCGAUACCAUUUGCAAUUCGGACGUCGUCGAGGGACAAGCUGGUUUAUGCAGGAUCCAUUACGUCGAGUAUCUCGUUCGAAAGAUACGUUCGAUGCAGCUGGAACCUCUUCCGCUGUUGAAUGUUGAUGAUCUCGAGACUUGCGUUAAACGAAGCGGCUUAAAGCUACCUCCAAAUUGGCAGCACUACAUUGAAUACUUGGCGGGCCUGGUACUCAAAAACAAGCUGGACCCUGUUGCCAUCUUUGACUUGAACGACGCCAAGCAAGAGUUGCGCCGACGGGGAAAAGUUCCCCCUGCGAAGGACCAGGAAAUGUCCGAACAGGAUUAUCUCCAGGCGUGUAUUCAGAUUGUACAAAAGGAAAUUCCACUGGAAUAAUAGGAAAUAAAGAUGCGAAUGAACCUUCAA
Polistes dominula (European paper wasp) is the source of this 9195-nucleotide messenger RNA. It is a transcript of the gene LUBEL, whose product is annotated as Linear Ubiquitin E3 ligase. Lineage: Eukaryota; Metazoa; Arthropoda; Insecta; Hymenoptera; Vespidae. Gene Ontology annotation, molecular function: linear polyubiquitin binding; K63-linked polyubiquitin modification-dependent protein binding; K48-linked polyubiquitin modification-dependent protein binding. Gene Ontology annotation, biological process: protein linear polyubiquitination. Gene Ontology annotation, cellular component: LUBAC complex. The record is from RefSeq and is a predicted model, not a curated record.